AUGAGCAUCCUCUUCUGCUUUCUCUUCAUCAUCUUUGUCAUACUACUCGCACUCUAUGCAAACCACGAAGCUUCCAAAGGGUUUGACAUAACCAUCAUAAACGACGCCAAAGACUCUAACGCAGGUCAACGCUUCGACCUCUUCUACGCCUCCAAUGACAAAGCCACCAGCAUAAUCCUCGACGCUAAAUUUCUUGAACACCUUGUUUACCCUAAUGAUUAUCAUCAUCAACCUCCCAAGAAGCUCCACAUGUAUACCGAUAUGAAAGUUAUUGUCCACUCCUCACCCAACAAAGAAAAUGGCUAUUUUGUCCUUCAAAUAAGCCAUUCAUUCAUGGAACAUGCCAAACGUGCAUUGGACUUGGCCAUCCUACGUGGCAUGACUCGUGUCUUAAUAUGGGACGGCGAGGCCCGUGCUCUGCCGGAGCUUAUAGAUGGUAUGGUGGAGUACACAAGGAUGGUGGCUGAAAGCUCAUUUGGCACCAAACCGCCAGAGUGUGACAAAUAUUGGUGGAAGGGCAAGGACCCUGAAGUGGUGGCACAAUUGUUGAAAUAUUAUGAAAGAUGUAGCAAGGGGUUCAUCCGAUGGUUGAAUGGGGCUAUGAGGGAGAAAUGCCACGAUCGGUUAGUGGAUGCUGCAUUAGGCAUGCCAUUACAUGAUUUGUGUGGAUCAUAUAAUUUUUCUAAGUGCAGCUUUUGAGAUUGAGAGUCGGUGGGUUAAAUUCAGUGGGGGUUUUUUGUUUUGUCUUGUUAUUGUUGUUGUUGUUGUAUAACAUGAUUUAUAGUUGAGCUGUCACAUUAUUGUUGAUGUAUGCACACAGACAAAACAUUAGUGGAUUGAAUCACAUCACAUGGACACCUUUAAUUUGUUUCCACCU
Molecule: messenger RNA, 877 nt
Organism: Pyrus x bretschneideri (Chinese white pear)
Lineage: Eukaryota; Viridiplantae; Streptophyta; Magnoliopsida; Rosales; Rosaceae
Source: RefSeq, a predicted model, not a curated record